Molecule: messenger RNA, 6274 nt
Organism: Manis javanica (Malayan pangolin)
Lineage: Eukaryota; Metazoa; Chordata; Mammalia; Pholidota; Manidae
Source: RefSeq, a predicted model, not a curated record
GCCCGUGCAGCUGGGGGCCGGGCGGAGUUGGAUCGCACCUCCUCGGGAAAGUGGGGAGUGGAGUCGCUCUGAGCGUGGGGGCCCGAGAAGGGUUGGGUUGCAGGCGUUUGGGGUGACCAUUGAAGGACUGAGGCGCUGGGGUGAGGGAACGGCGUGCAGAACCCACAUCUAGGUGCGCUGCUCCACGAGGGAAGUUGGGUGUAGUAGCAUCUGAGACGCCAAGGAGUUGGGUCCAGGUGGGCAGGGGAACCUACGGUGCACUGCUGAGUAGACCUGGGCGCCCUAAAACGGCCUGGCCUCUGUGUCUGACUUUGGGGUAGGGUAGGGAGUCGUAGGGCGUCCUGACUUCCUGCGGAGUCUAAAGGCUCCUCUCCUUAACAGCUGGGCUUUCCCCCUCCUUCCCAAUUGAGUCUGGGCGACAAGCCCCCGAGUGCUGGUCACGCUGGACCCUGGCGCGGAGCCCUGGCAUCACGACUCGGAGGCUGAGACUCUCUCCUGGAGUCACCCAGGGGAGAUGGAGCCGCCCCAGUGUGUGGAGGAGCUGGAGGAUGAUGUGUUCCAGCCAGAGGAUGGGGAGCCAGAGGCCCAGCCAGGGCGCUUGCUCUCUGCUGACCUGUUUGCCCAGAGCCAGCUGGACUGUCCCCUCAGCCGUCUGCAGCUCUUCCCCCUCACCCACUGCUGUGGCCCUGGGCUUCGACCCGCCAGCCAGGAAGACAAAGCCACCCAGACCCUCAGUCCAGCCUCCCCAAGCCAGGGUGUCAUGCUGCCUUGUGGGGUGACCGAGGAACCCCAGCGACUCUUUUAUGGCAAUGCUGGCUACCGGCUCCCUCUCCCUGCGGGUUUCCCUGCAGUCUUGCCCUUCGGUGAGCAGUCCCCCGAAGGACAGUGGCAGCAUCGAGCAGAGGUACAGAUUGCCCGAAAACUUCAGUGCAUUGCAGACCAGUUCCAUCGGCUUCAUAUGCAGCAGCACCAGCAGAACCGAAAUCGCGUGUGGUGGCAGAUCCUGCUCUUCCUACACAACCUCGCUUUGAAUGCAGACGAGAACAGGAAUGGGGCAGGCCCCAGGUGAGGCUGGGCUGCCCUCUUCACAGGGGCACCACAGGAAGGACGCCGGCGUGGAUGGACACUGUGUCUUGUGAAGCUUUUGUUGUUGUUUUGUUUUAUUUUUAGAAUGCCUCUCCGUGUACAUAAGACAUAUCUAAGAGAGACCUAUUUCCCUGUUCAGGGCCCCAACCAGGAAUGAGGGCCUUUGUUAAACACUGUUGAAGUAGAGGUGAUGUGUCUGUGAUGUGGGACCUCCCAAAGGCUCUGACAAGUAGUUCCACAGUCAGCAGUUGUUGAAGAUGACCAGGUAGUGAUAUUCUCUGGUCAGUGGACUGAAGUUUUCCCAUGGGAACUUGGUUAACAAAUAGGAGACUGGAUUAGACUCCUGGUUCCAGCAAAAUCUAUCAGCCUUCCACCAUGGAUGGGGCCAAGAUCUGCGGUCACAUUGCUUUAACCCCCGAGGGCCUCGGCCAGGGGCUUUCAGGCUGAGCAUGGCAAUUUCGCUAGGCUGGUCAGCCAGCUCCAUCUCUGGGUUCUCCUUUGGCCUAGCUAGUGCUCUCCCCAAGGGCUCAGGGAUUCUCACCCAGCCCCUGUCAUCUCCAGCAGACCUCAGGGAGGGCUGGGUUUCUCCAAGGACCCUUCAAAUGUGCUGCAAAAUGAAACAAACUUCUGGGUAGACCUCUGAUCUGACUUGGUUCUACUUGGAGGCCCCAGGAUUGGUCCUUGGGUGCAGAAUCCCUGCCACCUCUGACUACCAGGGACUGAACUGGCUGGGUAUCAACCAUGGAUGAGCCAAAUAGCCAAUCAACAUGCUGCAGCCAGCAGCUUGUGCCUUUUUCAGCUCUCCUUUCAAAAGACCCAGCUGACAGACUGCUUUCCACCCUAUAUCAGCACUCUAGGGCGUGAAGAGGCAGGAUUGCAGUGGUGCUGGGAAAUGUGGAGGCCAUCCACCUGUAGGAGUCAGCCCGAGAGGAACCCAGACCCCUUGGUUUCCUUGGAGACAACAUACCUCCUCCCCUUGAUCCCCAUUCCUUUUUCACACCUAGUGGGAUACAGGAAGAAGCCAGCACAGUGGCUUUGUCAGCUGAAAUGUGUCUUUUAGAGUAACAGACAAUGAUUAGAAAGCAGAACCGUUAAAGCUGGCUUCCUUCAGCUUCCAGCUAGGCUAGAAGGGCGUGCUCUGGAACGCAGCAGGAUCACAGCUGCCUCUGAACUUCUUCCCUUUUCUGCCUGCUGUGGCACUAAUGGAGAGAAUUUAAAGCAGCCAGUCUGGCAGCUCUGAUAGCAGACACAGGGAAUAUGAAAAGACACAGGGACUCUGUUAACCAGACACCUAGAAAUUAAAUUAUAAUUUUUGCAUAUGUAAGAAAAGAUAACCUUGGUGCUAACAGUGAAGCAAGGCACAAAGAAAAGAUUGCUUGGUCAUAGAAGACAUUGGGGCUACCCAAGGAAAUUGGAGGAGUCCCGAGUAGACUCACAAAUCUGAACAAGCCCAAGCUCCUCCAAUUCUGCGUAGAGGAGACCUUCAGUACUGCUGAGGGAGGCAGUGCUCUUCUGGAUGUACAGUCAGGCAGGUUGUUCACUGCACAAGGGCACCUGCAGAGGAAGAUAAUGGAAGCUAAGAUCCAGCCCAGGCUCUGCUUCCUAAGCUAUAUGCCCUAGUGUAGGGCUAUAUCUGCUCAGAGGAAGGGGAGCUUUUCUUAUAUUUGCACAAAGGUGGGCUCACAGUGGCCCUGAGGCAAAGGACCUCAAACUGUGCGCAAGCCUUUGUUUUGUUCUGCUUGGAUGUUCUGGAGGUAUUACCUCUUUGCCAGAAUUAUAUUCUCAGGGUGUGUACCAUCAUUUGCUAAGAAGAUGGGUUCCUGCUCACAAGAGGGAGCCCAGGAAACAGGUGAAGACUGGCUCUGGGACACGAUGAUCAUUAUGAAAUCUGGAUUUUUCUGCAUGUCUUCACACCAUUUUAUGAUGUGCAUAGGACAUGUGUUGUUUUCCCCUCUCCUGGACUGUGAUAGGCAGGCUGCUGGUAUGUGUUUGUGUAUCACACACAAGGAAACCAGGACUAUUUCUACCAGACACCUUUAACCCCUCUCAACAGAUUUUCCACCUGAGCCGAGUGAGAGAGCAAGUAAGUGGACUGGGCCUUGGUGCUGAGGCAAAGCCAUCAAUUGCAGAGACCUUGCCUGGCCCGGGAGGGGGAGGGAUGUCCUGUGGCCUGUGCUGAGAACUGAGCCCAGACUUGGACAAGCCCACCUGAACAUUUUGCCUGGGGCUAGGCGGAGUGUGAUCUGACUACACUGUCUCCAUCUUAAGUGAAGCCACAAAGUAACUCACUGCAAGCCAGGGUAAAAUUUAGAACUCCCUUCCUCCCCCUCCAUGCAAAAACCCAGGAGGUGACUGGCAGAACAGUCCCAGAAGGGAGAGAAGAGAGGUUCCUCCCGACUGGCUGUUUUUAAUUGGCCUAAUGAUCUAGACUGGCCCCUUCCCCCUCUGCCAGUGGGUCUGAACAUUCCUCCAGUCCAGCCUCAGGAGACGUGUCCCUCCCCUUGGGCCCCUUUCCCCCAUCCCCCACCCCCAGGAGCUUGGCUGUCUCUAGUUAGUGGGUGGAGAAUCAGAUUUAGAGGGAGGGAGAGUCUGACCUGGCUCCUGACCUGUAACCAACUGAAGACUUCUGGAGCUUUUGUGGUUUGCUGAGGGUGGGGGUGGGAGAGGUACUGGAAACCUCCCCAUUGUAGAAAUGCCCUGGAGGAAGGGAAGCUUGAUGUUCAGGCUCAAAACAGCCCUUCUAAUUCAGAACCCCCAAUAGCUGUGUCUGGAAGCCAGUAGAUAGGACUGGGAGAACCCCUCAGGCUGACCUCUGACCCCACCAGGGCCAUUGGAGGACUAGCCUGGCCUCCCUGCCUUUGCCUGCUUUAAAGUCUGGGUUGAUGAAGAACUGCCCCCAUGGCCUUUUCUUGCUUGCUCAGUCCGAGGCAGAAAGAGAUCACCUCUCUGCCUCCCUGAGCCCCAAGGGAAUGGGUCUGUGUCCAAACUCCAGGCAGGCAUGUUCCGAGCACUCAGAGGGGCCCAGCUGCCUUGCCUCACUAUCCCCAGCAGCCCAGCCCUGUCCAAGGGUGUCCCCGGCCUGAGCAUGGGGAGGGAGAGGGUUGUUUGGGAUGGUCCAUCCAGGGCCUCCAUUGGGUCACUGUGACUGACCUGGUCAGCAAUGCCAAGAGCUUGAGAGCUUGUCCCAUUUAGAGGACUUGAUGAAGAGGUGGGUAGGGAGAGUAGAGAAUGACAGAAGCAGUUAGAUUUCAGCUGCCAGGGCUCCAUGGGGCUUCUGUGAAACAGUGCUACAGCCCAGCCCAGAGAGAGCUGCAGGGUCCCGCCAUGCGUAGGUGGGACUCUUGGUGGGAGGCCACCCUGGCUGGACUUGGUCCAGGAAGGGAUUAACCUAUCAGCCUGUGAUGCCUCCUGGAACACUGUGGGCAGUGGGCACCUUAGGGCUGGUGGGGACUUUGGGUGUUGAGGGAAUAGCAGAGAAAGCCGAGCUCUCCCAUAGAUGGGCCAGCCUUGUGGGCUGGAGGUGCUCAGAUCCUGUGCAGGCUGCCCGGUCUGCACAUCCCCUCGCUCUGAGGAGGUGGCCAGCGCCUCUCCUCUCCCUGCUCUGUGAGCAUUGCCCAAUGCGCUGCCCCAUCUCUGGGUCUACAGGGACUGUCAGGGUGAGACCCAGUGAGAAUGUAGCAUUUUGUUCAUCCCAGGUUAGUUUUCCUGGGUUCUAGGCACUCUGCCUCUGGGAGAGAGACAGGGAAAGAGAGGGAGGGGAUGGGAACCCAUUGUUUUUUAAUCUGUACAGAGUGUUUAGCUUUGUGUCUUUUCACAUGCAUAUAUGUAUGUGUAUAUUUUCCCCCAUCAACUGGUACAAUUUUUAAUAAAACCAUUUAAAGCAAAGCUGAUCUUUCUUUUUCAAGGUGUGAUGAAAAUGCAUGGGGAUCGGUUAGGGAAUUGACUUCUACCUCGUUUCUCAGCUGCCUUCCCGAGUUACCUCCAAGGCUUCUGGCUUUCAUCAGGACUUCCUUUCCCCUCCUGGAGAUCAGAGGGGCCCUUCUGACCACACAGUAAACAGCGCAGCAGAGUUUCGUGAGGGGGAAAGACACAGGCUUUGAAUCCAGACCAGCCCAGACAGGGAUUUGGAUCUGGUUCUAGCUUCUGUCAGGUGAAUGACUUAAGGCAAGUUGUGUAACCUCUCUGAGCCUUCCAUUCUUCCCUGUGUAAAUUACAGCUGUGUCUGCCUUGCAGGAUUAAAGGGAGUGUCCCCAAAGGACCUGCCCUGAGGGCACUCAGUGAUGGCAGCCUCACUGACAGACAGCGUCCUGGCAGCCCCUCCAUGCAGCCCCCCACCCGUGUCAAACUGGGCUGCAGUUUCCUUUUUAUCAAGGUAGCAUCUCAGGAGGUAUGCUAGAGGUAGUCCUCACUUGCCUUUCUUUGGGGAUUAACAAUGUGUCUGACUCAAAGGAUAAUUUAAAGCACUUGACAGGGUUCUGAAAAAUGCUUGGAAAAAACCGCUACUGGUCCUAUCAGCAGUAAACUGUGAGCCAAAAGGCCAACUUGCCUUGCCUGGGCCAGGCGCCCUUGAUUUAGGAAGCCGUCAGCUCUCUGAGGACAGCCUCGGACUCUUGUACCUAUACUUAUAGACAGUGCGACUUUGAAGUGACAUUGAUUAUGUUGUCUUAGCUCUUCAUCAUGUGGAAGAGGCCCAGAAAGGGGACGUUAUUUUCUAUUUGGGCCUUUUAAACAGCUGAGUCAGUCUGAGGGGGCCUUACCCCACUCAUAUGGGUUUCCAUUUGGAAACUGCUAUGCUCUCACCCAGAUCGGUGGGGAAGCCGAAACUUGUCUAUAUUUAAUGCCAAAUAACUGCCUCUUCUCCUGUAAAACAUGGCACUUCUAACCACUCUAUAUUUGGACAGAGAGUUUAUUUUUACUGGAGUGUGGUAGAAGUGGGGCCUGGUGCCACAUCCGGAUGUUAUUCUACAUUUCACGUGCUGGGUUGUAGUUGAGCUCAUUAAGCAGCCCCAAUGGUACACAGGGAAUUAGGUGAUUGGUGAUAGAAAUGUCUUUCUUUCAAUUCAUCUGCCCCUACUUUCAGUGUGGCUGCAGUCGGCUUCCCAGGCUGGAGAGCGGGCUCACCCUUGUCUUCUGCUUCCUUCCCUCUCUCUCUAAUCCCUCCAGAGGAAGUCUGGGGGGGGGUUAAAGG